This is a messenger RNA of Paraphaeosphaeria sporulosa, 1249 nucleotides long. RefSeq lists its product as uncharacterized. Bases 202 to 852 code for a protein of 216 amino acids. Lineage: Eukaryota; Fungi; Ascomycota; Dothideomycetes; Pleosporales; Didymosphaeriaceae. The record is from RefSeq and is a predicted model, not a curated record. The transcript is spliced from 2 exons.
AGGGUAGCCCACAUCCAGUCCCUAAUGACCUCCCUCCUCCGUUUAUGUCCAUCGCCGACCUAGACGCCUCGCCGGGAUGUACUAAAGCGCGAAAUGUAUAGGUGAAGCCAGCAGACGUAUUUAAGAGCAUAGCAUCAUCGCCAUUCACUGGAUAACCCAUCGGCAUCUGUAUCCGUUCCAGCCAACCCUCCCUCCUUCAACAUGACAACCCUCCUCGCCCUGCUCACCCUCGUGACCUCCGCCGUCGCGCAGACUGCCACGGCAAAUUUCACCGGCACCGGCACCAUCUCUGUGUGGAACUCUUCCGACUGGACGACCGCCACGCCCGCCUCCUCCCUCGGCUGUCUUUCGCCCAAGGGCAAAUUCAUCGCGCCCUCCAGCGACGCCGCCUGCGGCGUGUUCACGCGGUUGGACAACUAUCCUUAUACCCUUUCGACGAAAGAGGGGAACUGCACAUUCAGCGACGAGACGCAGGAGCGCAACACGGAGAGUAUUUACGGGGGGACGGACCAUGCGUGGAACUGUCUGGAGCCGUACGAGGCCAACAUAUACGACGACUUGUACACGAUUGACGGCUUCCCCUACGUGUUCCUCUGCUCCGGCGACGUAGACUGCUACUUCGACGCGCGCCUCGUCCCCGCCCCGGGCUCCAGCGACGCAACCAGCAUCUGGCCGUUCCGCUGGGGCAGCCAGCAGUGGGGCAUCACGCCGGGCCACACGAUGAUCCAGCUGGUGUGGAACAAGAUGGCUGCUGUGCAGAAGCGGGGCGACGCCGUGGAGCCUGCGGGGUCCAGACUGAGCCUGGAGCACGGGCAGGCGCCUGCGCUGCGAGGACCCAAGGUCCUGGGGUAAUCCUGUGCAUGUCCGGGCGGUAUGCAUCCCGGCGCCGCUGGGGCCUCGAAACAAAGUAAAAGUUAAAGCACACGCCGUAGCUACCCAGCCUACAAUGUCUGCCUUGCAUAGAGAGAAUCUAUCGCUGUGUGUGAUUGCUUCCACGUCGCCGCCCUGCUCAUCCUUUUUCCUCCUCAUGCUCAGCAUGUUGAUGUCCUCCCAAUCUCCACCUUCACACGCACGAAUCCCGCAGGGCCGGAGACAGGCUGCGAUUCGCUGCGCAGGGGCGUGGUGGUCGAAGUGUGGUGCAUGAGGUGGCUUGUGCGAGAAGAGAGGAACGACGCCCAUCGGACUGCACCAACGCGGAUGCAUGCUUGCUGGGAGGAGAAAGUGAGGAUGCGUGGUGGGAUAGGAUGGG